AUGAAAGGUACAAAAGAUACAAAAGGUAUAAAAGGUACAAAAGGUACAAAAGAUAUAAAAGGUACAAAAGGUAUAAAAGGUACAAAAGGUAUAAAAGAUAUGAAAGGUACAAAAGGUAUGAAAAGUACAAAAGAUACAAAAGGUAUGAAAGAUACAAAAGGUAUAAAAGAUACAAAAGGUACAAAAGAUAUGAAAGAUACAAAAGGUACAAAAGGUAUGAAAAGUACAAAAGAUAUGAAAGGUACAAAAGGACAAAAG
Molecule: messenger RNA, 258 nt
Organism: Dentiscutata erythropus
Lineage: Eukaryota; Fungi; Glomeromycota; Glomeromycetes; Diversisporales; Gigasporaceae
Source: the annotation of a GenBank genome assembly